Molecule: messenger RNA, 5171 nt
Organism: Cladocopium goreaui
Lineage: Eukaryota; Dinophyceae; Suessiales; Symbiodiniaceae
Source: the annotation of a GenBank genome assembly
AUGGCCCCUAGUCCGAGACUUCCGACUCCUAAGGUCUCUAAGGUUCUCUGGCAACAAAAGGUUCAACAGCAGUGGGAUCAACACAAACAAGCUCUGCCGCCUGUUUGGAGUGCAGACGUUGACCAUGACUGGCGGCUCCUGGCCGCCACCUUUUAUGACACGAUAAUAGACACUUUCAGACAUGUGGAACCGAAUGCUCUUGACUCAAUUCCCAAAGCCCUGCUGCGCCGAGGGAAACCUUUUCAGGUUCGAGUGGUUCAAAAGGAUGUGUUAAAAAGGCCCACGGCUGGCGCCAUGGCCACCUUUCAGGAAAGAUGUCUUCACAACUUGCUUGCACGUCUCCACGAAGCUGCCCGACACGAGCUUGUUGACAGCCCUUCGGUUGCCCAAAGGCGUGACAAACAGAAGCUGUGGAAUCGCAUUCAAAGAAGUCCUCACUAUGAUCAUGCGCUGGGUAUCCAACGAAAUAUUCGCAGGAUAUCCACCCAACUCCAAAACCAAAUCGAUGCUGCUGAUGCCGCUCGUCUCAGCCGGUGGCAGGAAAGGAUGCAGAUUGACAAAAAAGCUUUUCGAUGGCUGCGACAGGAGCAACAACCUGUCAACCAUGCCAUCCGCACCGACAGUCAGAGUCCAGCUGGCAGAACGGUGCAAGAGAGCUUGAGCCACCUGCAGAAUUUCUGGUCCAGAAUUUGGAAUCGGCAGCUCAUCAACCACGAUGCUUUCUGGCAAGACUACAUUGCUCAAACGCCUCGCAUCCCGGCUCCGGAUGCUUGGGCGCGCCUCACUGUGUUUCAAGUCCAGGCAGCUCACCAGAACACCCUCGGCACCGCUGCAGGUGCCGAUGCCUGGGCUGCAGAAGAGCUCACUGCGAUGUGCGAUGACAUGUGGCUUUGCCUCAUUGAUUUUUACCAUCACUGCGAGGAUCUGGGUCAGAUUCCCACUGUUUGGCUCACCAUGAGACAGGUUCACAUCCCGAAGCAAAAGGAUCCGCAAGUGGACGGAUCAACUUUAGCUGACCACCUCAGGCCAAUUUCCAUUGCCUCGAUCUGGUGGAGAAUUCUUCAAAGUGCUCGAUUUCGAGAACCCCACACGCAGCAGUGGCUGCAAAGAGGCAUUCCCUCUUGGGUCUAUGGCGGAGUUCCUGGCAAAGGCGCUGAGGACGCCAUAGCGCCCCUGCUUGUGAAAGAAUCUCAGAAGUGGAUCUUGGCUUCGUUAGAUCUCACCAAAGCCUUCGACUUUGCCGACCCCACCCUUGCCAUCAGAGUCCUUCGGCAUCUAGGAAUGGCCACCCGCACGGCACGACUCCUUCAAUUUGCCUGGACGCACCAAGUUCGAUAUCUUCAAUUUGCCGGAGAGACACUUUCUCGUCCUAGUCAUGUUCGUUCCUCCCUUCCUCAAGGAGAUCUCACCAAAGCCUUCGACUUUGCCGACCCCACCCUUGCCAUCAGAGUCCUUCGGCAUCUAGGAAUGGCCACCCGCACGGCACGACUCCUUCAAUUUGCCUGGACGCACCAAGUUCGAUAUCUUCAAUUUGCCGGAGAGACACUUUCUCGUCCUAGUCAUGUUCGUUCCUCCCUUCCUCAAGGAGAUGUUUUCAGCAUGCUCGGCAUGACCGCCGUGCUCAUACCUAUUGCCAAUUUGAUUCAAGCUGCUCACCCAUGCACCGUGCAGUCCCUCUACGCGGACGACAGAAGCUGGGCCUCACCGGACGUCCCUGAGCUGCUGGCUGUGCGUGACCUCUGGCACACCUGGACGGCCCGAGUGGGCCUGCAAGAAAACAUACCAAAGGAACAAAUCUUCCAUCGCAACAAGGCGAUGCGUCGCGAGCUCACGAGCUUGGGCCUGCCGGCCACCAGUGUCAACAAGGAAACCACCAUCCUGGGAUUUACCAUGAUGCCAGCGCAACGAAGAAAGGCCACCAAAAAAGAUGUUGGCAGAGUGCAGGAAGCAACCAGAAGAGCAAAACGUUGCGCAGCCAUUCCAGGACCUCACCAUCGCCGCAUUCGCAUCGCGCGAAUGACUGUGCCCACCAAAGCGGCUUGGGGCAUGCUUUGUCGCCAACCAACCAAAAAAGAACAGAACGCAGUCUUCCUCCUGGCCAAGCAGGUGCACAGAUGGCCCAAACAGGCCAGCACAGACCUGCUGCGGGUUGUGCUUGGACACUUUUGGGAUUUGGCCUUGCAGUCGGCCUCCACGGCAAUCAGAAUUUUGUCCAGAUGGGUUGGCAGGACCCGCACUGACCUGCCACCAUGGCCAACGAAGAGAAGUGGAUGGACCAACUCGGUCCGUGAAGUCAUGAAACAGAUGGGCUACGUCGAGACGACGGAAGCUUGGGUGUGGAAUCACCCUCACACCAGACCAUUAUCCUUGAAACUUGCCGCAGUUCGUCAGCAACCCAACUCGGUCUUGCAACAUGAACUUCGUCAAGCUUGGCGAUACCAUCAUUAUCACCUCUGGAGAUCAGGCACCAGGAGAGACGCAACGGUUUGUCGAGAUGUGCAUGUCACUGCAGACCGUCUUGCUGCGCUGAAAAAAUGUGAACUCACGAGUCACGUGAUUGCCAUUCUUACUGGGGCCAUGGUGAGCCCGCAGGCGUACCAGGAACUGAUGCAGCUCACGAUGACGCUGUUCUCGAGCACAUGGCACAAACGCGUGCUGCAGUGCUCGACGCUCGACGCAGCCGGUAAGCUGCUGCCACAGGAGCUGCUGGCAGAGAGCCAUUUGCUGAACAAAGAGAGGUACUACCUGCUCGUUGAAGAGCUCUUCCACAAUUUACGCUCGCAAGAUGAGGACAAGGUGACUCUACAAAACUUUGAGCGCCGUUUCCACGACACUGACGUCAGAGCCUUUUUUCAUGGUCUGGACCUGGAACCCAGCGAUGCAUGGAUUUUGUUUUCACUUCUGGACAACGAUGGCAGCGGAGAUGUGGAUUCUCAGGAAUUCGUGGAAGGCCUCUUGAAGUUGAAAGGCCCUGCACGUGCCAUAGAUCUGGCGGUCCUCAGCCGUGACCUAAAGACAUGCGUCAAGCAGGCGCAAUCUUCGCAGCAACGACUCCAAAGAUUGGAGGCGCUUCUGCAAGCUCAGUUCUCUCAGAUGUCCAUUCGCAGGGUGGGGAAGCUCACAUGGGUGUUUUUACAUGCUCAGCCUGAAGCCCAGUCAUCGUCUGGCGAAGCUGAGAAGUGGCUGAUGUUAAGCUUCCACUGGCUGAACCCAGCCAUCGCUCGGACCUUUGACCGAAGGCAAUCCAAAGGCUCUCCUUAUCGAUCGAGGAGCGCGCGACGGAGCCCUUUUCGACGUCGACGGAGGUCUUCUUCCUCGAGCUCCAGAUCACGCAGGCGACGAUCAUCGCGAUCGAGGUCCCAGCGGAGCGGCAGCAGCGAUCGCUGGUAUCGCGGCGGGAAAGGAAAGGGCGGCAAAGACCGAGGUAAGGAUAAGGGAAAAGGCGACAAGAAGAAAGAGAUGGAGGAGCAGCGCGAGAAGAUUCGGCUGUGGCUGAAUGAAAGGCUAAAUGCGAGUGGUGCGCAUGUAAGACCCAAGGAUUUGACCGAUGAGCUGCAGAACAGCUUCGGUGUGAAGCCUGGCCGUUUCCGGCAGCUCUUCAACCAGACGCUGCAACAGUACCUCAACGCCUACCUCAGCAGUGGUCCAGAGGGUGCCUGGCCCAAUGACAAUGGGCAGUUCAGCAGUCGCACCGUGGAGGACAACCGCGAUAUGCGAGCGCAGAGAGCCGCUCGAUUCUCCUCACAUCUGGAGAAGUCCUCGGCUCCAGUGUCCAUGGUGAGCUUGGCUGAUGCAGAGGUUCCGAACAUCGACGGAGGUCCCAUCAUCGGAGAGUUGCACGACAUGUGCUCCAGAGACGAGGCGAAGGAACGCGAGAUGACGCGUCAGCUGGACAAGUUUGAAUGGAAGAAGGGCACCGAUGCAAAAAACCCGGAGGUGAAUCUGAAGUUCGCCACCAAGAAAUAUCAAAGAAGUUCGGCUGACAAGGCCUAUCGAAGUCAAGAUGUGAGAUCGUUAGAGGCCUGCUGGAAGACCAUGGAGUACCUCAUGACGGAGAUCUUGGACUUCGACAGCAAUCCCAAAGCGGGCUAUGCCAUAAACUCUGCGAUUCCUUACAUCGAGGUCUAUUCCUACUUGCGGGAUCGAACGCGCGCCAUUCGGGUGGAUCUCCACCUACAACAGCCGCGCAGCACCACGCAGCGCGUCUUCGUGGAAAGCCAUGAGUGUUGCCUACGUUUCGAGAUGUUGUCGCUCUUCCUGCUGUUGGGCAGAGGGCAGAAACAAGCCGAACAAGCGACCGAGAAGUAUGACACCAAGUUGGGACUCAAGGCCAUCUCUCAGACGAUUGAGCCAUUGCUCAGCGCCUACCAGGCCAUUCACGAAAGGCAGCUGGCCAAGAGUAUCCUCGCUGAGGCCAUGGGCGGUUUCGGAUUGGACGACGAUGACCCAGAGGAGUACAGUUCACCCUUCGAGAUGGCUGCACGAAGAUACAUCGUGCUGCUUCUGAUGUCCUUCUCUCCAGAUGCAGUGUCUGGACAUUUGGCCAAGAUGAGCCGCGAACUGCUGAUGCAUCCCUUGUUGACCUUUGCGACACAGGUGUAUGCAGCCUUCCACACGGAAGACUACGCGAGAUUCCUACGCAUGUACAGAGAAGCCGAUUUCCUGACCUCUGUGUGCAUGAGCGGUGUGGCUGAUCUCGCGAGAUUGCGUGCUUUGUGGUUGUUGGUCAGAAGCUACCCACAACAGGUUGGAGAUAAGAUCAGUCUGUCAAAAAUCAAAAAUAUCCUGGCCUUUGCGAGCGAUGACCACGCCAAAGCGUUUCUGGCAUUUCAUGGUCUCCAAAUCGUCAUCGACAAGGAGGCGGGGGGCGGUGCCAUGAUCCUGCUGCCCAAGAAGGGCACGCCGGAGGCGGCCAGCUUGCCCCUCUUGCAGGGACGCCUGCCUGAGAAAUGCGAAUUUCCCAAGGGCGCGGAUUCCUUGCUGGUGGCCAAGUUUGAGGCCCUGGGCCUCUCCCGCGCGGAGAUCGCCUUCGGGGGGGCUGACCCUGUAAUCCCUGAAGAAGCGGAGGGUGAAGCGGAGCCGGAGGACCCUCAGGGUAUGGUCGAGGAGCCCAACUCCCUCGAGGCCGCGACUGAACCACUGACUGUGGUGGCGUGAGCGCCCGGAAAAAA